AUGAAGGGCUCUAUUAAGAUAGUGGAUGGAAAGACAACGAUCAACCUAGUGGUCAAUAGCUCCAAAACCAUCGACCUCAAAAUCGAUGAAGUCACUAGAAAUAUUGGACAGGGCUCUCCUAGUGGUGAAGACAUAUAUAUGUCUAAAAAGACGGUGGAUGAAAAGACGACUUUAAACCUAGAGGCUGAUAGCUCCAAGACCAUCGACCUCAGAGUCAACGAAGACUCGAGCCGUCGAAAUAUUCGACCCGACGUACGUCAUGGUCAUUGCAUGCAGAUUUUUGUAAGGACUUUGACAGAGAAGAAAAUCACCUUAGUGGUGGAAGACAUGGACACCAUCCACAACGUGAAGGCCAAGAUCCAGGAUAAAGAGGGUAUUCCGACGAACCUGCAGAGGCUGAUAUUCGCUGGCCAACAGCUUAAGGAUGAUCGCACAUUGGCGGAGUACAAUAUCAAGAAGGACACGACCAUUCACUUGCUCGAGCGCUUCUAA
Molecule: messenger RNA, 492 nt
Organism: Microthlaspi erraticum
Lineage: Eukaryota; Viridiplantae; Streptophyta; Magnoliopsida; Brassicales; Brassicaceae
Source: the annotation of a GenBank genome assembly